AUGGCUCGGCCGGGCGCUGGCGGGGCGCUGCUGCGGGUUCUCCUCUCCCAGCUCCCGCCGGCCGCGCGCGGGGCGCCGCCGCUCGGGCUCCGGGGACCUGCUGCUGCUGCUGCCUCCUACGGUACUUCAAUAACAUCUGCUAAAAUCAAAGUGAAUGGAGUGCCCCUGUAUUAUAAACAGACAGGACAAGGGGAUCAUGCAGUUCUGCUUCUUCCUGGGAUGUUAGGGAGUAGUCAAAGUGAUUUUGGACCACAGCUCAAAUCUAUGAACAAGCAGCUGUUCACAAUAGUUGCCUGGGAUCCUCGGGGCUAUGGACAUUCUAUCCCUCCAGCUCGAGAUUUUCCUCCAGAUUUCUUUGAAAGAGAUGCAAGAGAUGCUGUUGAUCUGAUGCAGGCACUGAAGUUUAAGAAGUUCUCUUUGCUGGGAUGGAGUGACGGUGGGAUUACAGCUCUCAUAGCAGCUGCAAAACAUCCAACCCUUAUCCACAAGUUAGUUGUUUGGGGAGCAAACGCUGUUGUCACUCAGGAGGAUCUGAAGCUUUACAAUGCUAUCCGAGAUGUUUCAAAAUGGAGUGAAAAGAUCAGGAAACAAAUGGAAGAAAUGUACGGACAUGAAUAUUUUGCAAAAACAUGUGAGGCCUGGGUGGAUGGAAUAUCUCAGUUUGCUGACAAGCCAGAUGGUAACAUUUGUCAACAUUUACUGCCUCACAUAAAGUGUCCAACAUUUAUAAUACAUGGUGGGAAAGACCUUUUGGUACCACAGUUUCACGCUGAAUAUCUUCACAAGCAAAUCAAAGGGUCACGGUUGUUUCUGAUGCCAGAAGGAAAGCACAAUCUACAUUUACGCUUUGCAGAAGAAUUCAACAAAUUAGCAGAAGAUUUCCUCCGAUAAUAGAGUUUAACAAAUUAAGUGUAUGUAAGGUUAUCUUAGUAUAUUUAAUUAUUAUAUUCCCCCUCUUUGGCCCAUCCGAGUCAUGUCACUGAUUUUAUUAGCAGUUUGAUUCUCCAUUAUAAGAAACUGUAAAAGGAAAU
Molecule: messenger RNA, 1031 nt
Organism: Emys orbicularis (European pond turtle)
Lineage: Eukaryota; Metazoa; Chordata; Testudines; Emydidae
Gene: BPHL
Product: biphenyl hydrolase like
Exons: 7
Coding region: 1-891 (296 amino acids)
Molecular function (GO): serine hydrolase activity
Source: RefSeq, a predicted model, not a curated record